This is a messenger RNA of Pyrus x bretschneideri (Chinese white pear), 1423 nucleotides long. RefSeq lists its product as uncharacterized. The record is from RefSeq and is a predicted model, not a curated record. Lineage: Eukaryota; Viridiplantae; Streptophyta; Magnoliopsida; Rosales; Rosaceae. The transcript has a single exon. The coding region runs from base 429 to 1160 and encodes 243 amino acids.
CACAAUUCAACUCUCUCACACCUUCCUCAAGUCUUCGAAAUACCAUUUGCUUUUUGCACUCUCUUUCUCUUUUCUUGAGGUCCCCUAAGAAUUUGCUAAUUUUCUCUCCUUUUCUCAUCCGCCAUCCCAUCUUUCUCUCUCCCCAACCAUCUUUUUCCCAUCUCCCAAGCAACUUUCUCUCUCUAGAAAAGACAUUAGCUAAUAUUUGCCUCCUUGUCCAACUAUAUAUACCACCUCCCACCACCUCACUUAUUGUACUUGCCCACCACCACUUUUCCCCCUAAAACCCUAAUCCUUCUCUCUCAACCUUUUUUCCCUUCUGUGUGUCUCUCUCUCUAGAAAACACAAUCCUAGAUUUGGGCUUUGUUUGUUCCCCCUUUAGAAUCAAACCUAAAACCCACUUUUCUAUUUUCUCAUUGGUGUAGAAAAUGGAUGACACAAGCAACCACAAUAGGAAGCGAGCCCGAGAUGACUCGGACAACUCGGAAGCCAAUAGCACCCAACCCGAUACAAAACUCAUCCGAGUCGACUCAAGCAACUCGGUUGCCAGCUCCCACGAGUCGGCCUCCACCGGAGAUCAAUCGAACAACUCGGAUAUUAACUCGGGCGAGUCAUCGACUCAGACUCCCGACCGAGUUAACUCGGACGCGUUGCGUAUGGGGUCGGCGGAGGUCAAGCUGAUACAAGACGACCUACUUAACAUCCUGGACGACUCGGACGCCGUCCCGGAGAUUCAAGACCUUGACUCGGUGAUUAAGAGCUUCGAGGAGGAGAUACAAGUUCCGGCAUUUCCCGCGUCCGAAGACACGUCGGCUUCAGGCGAGUCGACGCAACCAGAGCUUGGUUACCUUCUGGAAGCUUCGGACGACGAGCUUGGUCUCCCACCGACCAAUGGAGCAAAUGAGGAGGAAAAAAUCGAGGCCGCUGAUUUCACCGAGAGUGGUUUCGAGGCCUUUGGAUUUGAUGGCAUAGUAGGGUUCGAUAACGACAUGAUUCCAAGCUACGACUCGUUCGAUUUCGGAAUCGGUGGCGACACUGAAUUUAUUAAUGACAAUUAUAUUGGCGGGGAGGAGUACUUGGCGUUAGGCGGUUUGUUUGAUUACUCCGGCGGCGGCGUUUCGGAUGAUUCGUGGCGGACCGAGUCGCUUUCCGCUUCGUAGAAACGUUUCGGGCGGCAUGCCGAAGGGUUUUGGUUAAACCCCCGGCCCGCGGCAUGCGUAAAAUGGGUUUUGUUUCAUUUUACGCGCUAGACAUGCAGAUGUUCAUAUGAUAUAGGUUGUAAAACGUGACAGAAAGCAAGGGAAAUGGAAAUUUUGUGGAUUUGAACAAAACAUGGUGAUAUUGUUUUACUUCUUUCUGUAAGAUGUUACUUGGCACAAAGAUAUUCGUUCUAAUUUUUUUAUGCAGUUCAUAUUUCAAAAUA